AUGUCUCAAUCAGGCAAGAUCCUGCACCUGUAUGUGGAGGUGAGGUCUGUCCCGGAGGAGGAGGGGGAAAGGAAGGAGUUGGGUGGUGGUGUGGAGGGGAUGCACCCACUAGUGCUCCAAGGGCCUGACAUCCUACCUCAGUCCCAGCGCACCCCCAGCCACUCCACCUCCACCUCUAGCUGUACCUGCACUUGCCCCUCUACCUCCACCCCCAGCCCAGCCUCCAUGUCCCCAGGGGUGUUGCAUAAAGAUGGGGGCAGCAGUCCCAGCCUCACCUCCAAGUCCUCCUCCAGACACUCUGUCAGUUUCCAGCUGGACCUACCGGACAACUCCGGACCGCCCACACACCACAGGCAGAGUCUGCCUUACAAGGGGAUUGGUCAGCUGCUCUCCACUCUCCAGCCUGCACCCAAUGGGCCGCAGCAUGGCACUCUGGUGCGUGGCCGCUCCUCAGAUAUUGAGCACUACCACGGGAGGGUGCCCCUAUCCCCUGCCUCCUCUGGGAGAAUAAUGUCCCCCUCGACUCCAACCAGUGGGCGCAGGUCCUAUGAUGGCUCUGGUGUGGGGGACGGGGGCAAGUGCUCUGUGGUCAGCUUUAGCUACAUAGAGAAAGCCAGCAUUAAGUCUGUGGACAGCCCCCACAGUGCUGUGUGCCAAAGUGUACCUGAGAACCCUUUCAGUAGAGGCAUGGAGGAGAGGCAUAUGCCUGCCCACCUUAGGAAGAGGCUCAGUGACCCUGUGUGGUCAGACAGCUGGCAGCCCUCCGGUAGCUCCAGCACCAAACUGUCCUGUCCCACCUCGGGCAGGUCCCCCAGGAGCUCCCCUUGUCUCCGCAGGGCCACUCUGGACACUGUAGCCAGAGAGGCCACCUACAGGGCCAUGGAGGAAUUUGGCUCCCCGGAACUGAGGCGCAGACUGGCAGCCUACAGCCCAGACAGAAGCCCAAGCCUGCCUUGGCACUACCAGCAGCAGCCCCGCUGCCAGUCCUGUGGUGGGUCCCCGGACCUGCCUAGGGGAGCCAAAACACUGCCAGUCAAUGCACACCUCAUAGACUCAGACAGGAACCGUGGUUUGAAUGGCCUCCCCAGAAGCCCAGCUUCUCACCAGCUCUCUGUUCAAGCCAGGCAGUCCUACUACAACUACACCAUGUCCCCUACCAGUGUUAGCCGCCACCAUGGUGUCCAGAACCACAGGCUGUGGCUAGGGGACGAGAGUCCUAGGUUGUCCUCAAAAUGUGGGGACGAGAGUCCCAGGUUGUCCUCCAAGUUUGGGAACGAGAGUCCCAGGUUGUCCUCCAAGUUUGGGGACGAGAGUCCCAGGUUGUCCUCCAAGUUUGGGGACGAGAGCCCCAGGUUGUCCUCCAAGUUUGGGGACGAGAGCCCCAGGUUGUCCUCCAAGUUUGGGGACGAGAGUCCCAGGUUGUCUUCCAAGUUUGGGGAUGAGAGCCCCAGGUUGUCUUCCAAGUUUGGGGACGAGAGUCCCAGGUUGUCUUCCAAGUUUGGGGAUGAGAGCCCCAGGUUGUCUUCCAAGUUUGGGGAUGAGAGCCCCAGGUUGUCCUCCAAGUUUCGCCCACCUUUACCUGCAGGCAGGCCCACUGCAAUUCAGCAUGAAAUACCAGCAAGCAUGAUUACCAGCACUUCAGCCUCUUGCGACCAGAGGGCUAGCAGCCACACCAGCAGCCACACUCCUAGCGAUAGUCCCUGCUUACCCAACAAGGUCAACUCCAAACAGUCAGGUCAGUCAAAUGACAGCAAGAUGGGAGAGGGAAUGAACCAGACGAGUGACAGAAGAAGUAUCUCCCCGGCCACUAGCCCUCACAUGGCCUGUAAGCUGGCGGAGGAGGCUACCAAGUUGUCCACCAUCUUCAUGGACAGGAGGACUCCCUCCCUCACCCCGUCCCAGGCUGACUCCACCAGGUCAGAGAGCCCCAAGCCUGGCUACAUCUCCAGGGAGUCUCAACCCUACGCCACCCUCCAGGGCCAGGGUUCUCCAGCACAGCCCCACCCUGAACCUAACACCAACAUACACCUACAGGACAAUAGGUGGACAGACAAGGAGUCUCCUAGAGCUGGACCCCACUACAGAGAGUACAGACCAGGUCAAGAACCGGGGCAAGCCUCCGCCCUCCUACAGCAGAAGGAUAUCUCCUCCCCUGCUAUGCCAGCAACACUGCACCUAGUGGUGGCGUCCCACACCCCUAUCAUAGACCCUCGGCUGCAGAGAGCUGAGCUGCUGACGAAAGACAGCCCAACCCUGCACCGCCACCAGCCCCCGCAGUACAUGGGAGACCUGGGCUCCCCCAGCCUGGAGAGGAGACAGUAUGACACCCGCUUCGACAGAGGGGGUCCGAGGGACAGCCCGGAGAGCAGCAGGCGCCUGGUUAUAGGACUCGACAUGGAGCCACCAGAGAGCUGGAGCUCCAGGAUGCAGCAGUGGAGGGAGAAUGGGUCCGUUGCGGACAGGGAGGAGUCCAUUAGAGAGAAUCUGACUGCUGAUGGUGAUGAAGUGUAUGUGGUGACCAAGGAGGAGCUACAGCAGAGGAGGGAUGGAACAGCUGUGUUGGGGUAUCAGGGGUAUAAACAUGGGGUAAACAGGGAGCAGAGGGGGGAGACCCAGGACCAUAGCGGGGCACUGGGGUCUUCCCAAAGCUCCAGUGGAGUGACAGGCAGUCUGGGGGAGAGCAGUCAGCCAGAGAGGGACUGUCUCUCUCCAGAGACAUCCAGCCAGUCCAGCCAGAAGAGCAAUGACACUGAAGAGACUGCUUCUGGGAUGCAGGUGUGUGUGUGUGUGUGUGUGUGUGUGUGUGUGUGUGUGUGUGUGUGUGUGUGUGUGUGUGAGACCGUUUACAAGUGUACAUUAUACCUUAUGUAUCACCUACUCAAUCAUUCUGAAUGUCUGUCGUGUUGUAGUCGGACAGCGGUUCCUCUGUGCUGGGCCCGUCCUUGCACUCCCAGAAGAUUGCCCGUGCCAAAUGGGAGUUCCUGUUCGGACAGCCCAUAGAGGACAGCCAUGAUUCUAAAGGUGCGUGGUCCUGAAGGAGGUCUAAUGCUGCAUUCAUAACCAAGUGAGAAGGUGGUAUUUACCAUAUACGACUGGUAAAAAUCCACUUGAAUGCCCCUCCAACUGGUAAUUACUAGUGGGAAACUCGUCUAUCAUCCCUGAGCUCUGACUUCUCCCACAUGCUGACCUCUGACGUCACCUACUAAGGAAAUUACCUUGAUAACAGCAUUUUCGGCAGUUACAUUAAAUGCAACAGCAAAACAUUAUUUAUAAAAAGCAAUCUACACUGAGUGUAGAAAACCUGCUCUUUCCAUGACAUAGACUGACCAGGUGAAUCCAGAGGCUAAGAUCCAUUAUUGAUGUCACCUGUUAAAUGAUGAAGCGUAGGCGACAGGUUAAAGAAGGAUUUUUAAGCCUUGAGACAUCGCUUGUGUAUGUGUGCCAUUCAGAGGGUGAAAGAGCAAGACAAAAGAUUUAUGUGCCUUUGAGCGGGGUAUGGUAGUAGGUGCCAGGCGCACCGGUUUGAGUGUGUCAAGAACUGCAACGCUGCUGGGUUAUUCAUGCUCAAUAGUUUCCCAUGUGUAUCAAGAAUGGUCCACCAUCCAAAGCCAACUUGGCACAACUGUGGGAAGCAUUGGAAUCAACAUGGGCCAACAUCCCUGUGGAAUGCUUUCAACACCUUGUAGUCCAUGCCCUGAUGAAUUCAGGCUGUUCUGAGGGCAAAAGGGGGUCCAACUCAAUAUUACGAAGGUGUUCCUAAUGUUUUGUACACUCAGUGUAUAUGUUUUGUAACAUGCAUGAAAGCUGUACUUUUAGUUUAUGGUUGAUGCAGCUUAUUGGCCAUUAGCCAAUCAGCGUUUUUCCAACUAGUUCAAAGCAUGUGAAUGCAUCCAACUGGUAUUUACAAUUUCACAAAUGGAAAGUAUCACCUUCCCACUUGGUUAUUAACGCAGCAUUUGCCCUCUGUCUUACUCCUCCUCCUCUAGUUCAGACUUCCUAGUUCGUCAGCCCCUUCUCGUAAACAAGCAGCUACUUUCACAAUACUCCUGUAAUCCAAUUAGCUCUGGCUAGCUUUGGCUUUAGCGCCAUCAUGGCCUGGCAUCAGCUCUGUCCCUAUUAAACUCUGACUGACUCUCUUCCUUCUCUAGCAACACAAACACUUUCUUUGUUUAUCUUUAUUGAUAGUUUAGAGUUUAGACAUCUCUGCAUCACACACGGCUAAUGUGUUUCAUUGAAUGUGUACUUUCCUGUUAAGUAUUUAGACUUUAGAGAAUCUGUUCCCUUGCUUUUGAUUACAUUUUCUUUAUCCCUUCUCUGCAUCUCUCACUCAUUUUCCAUCAGUCCCUGUUAUGUUACAGUACUCAGCUCAUCACAGACAGUCUGUUAUAGGCCCCAAAACAGUGAAUGUCAAUAAACGGUACCAUCAUAAUAACAAUCUAUAAAUUUAGAACAGGUAAUUUUAUUACAUUUUCAUGGUUUUUAGAACAGGUAAUUUUACUAAAUGCUACCAAAACAUGUAAUGUUAUUACCGUAGUCGGUCCUCUCAAUACUCAAUCAUAAUGGAAUACAAUCAAAAAAAUUACUACUGAUCUUUAAAACAGGACUUAAAAAAAAACUAUUUUUGCAUGGUUUUUAGAACAGGCUAUUUGUUCAAAAUUAUUCCUACCCACUUUUACAUACUCUCUUUGUCUCUUUCGAUAUCCCAGACUACUCUCAAGCCCCCCCUAGUGGCACCCCCAGUGAGUCUCCCAUGCCCACCCCUCCCUCCUCCCUGCUCCUGAAGCCCACAGGUCACAGGAGGGUGUGGGACGAUGAGGGUCAGAGUUUACCCUAUCACGAUGUCCAGCAGGUGGUGAAGUUGGUGACUCCGCUCACGAUCGCUGUGGUUGGCUUCUCGCCCAAGACGGGCAUCAUCCGGCGAGCCAUCAACUACGCUGAGACGGACUUAGACGCAGUGCCCCUGAAAUGCUAUAGGGAAACAGAUCUAGAUGAGGUGAUAUUGGCUGAGGCAGAGCGAGAGCAGGAGGAGGUGGACUCUGCCUUUGGGAGUAACCGCAGCGUGCUGGGCACCUCUGCCUCCAGCGCCAGUACCAUAGUACGCACUGAUGGAGAGGAGGAUGAGCUGGAGGAGGAGGAGGAGGAGGAGGAGGAGGAGGAUGAGGAGGUGGUGAGCUGGGCCAGUGUGAGGAUGCAGGGGGAUAAGAAGAGACAGCAUGCCACCCAGGAGGAUAAUCAGGUGUACAGUCUGCUGCUGAAGGGGUGAGACAUUCAUUGCAGUUCAGACGCACCACACCCUGUAGUCGGUAUGUAAAGCAUUUAUAGAGACACGAAUAUAGUAGAUACAGCGACCCAAGCACUGUCGCUAACACCUCAUACCUUGUGUUACUUGUUCCUAAUACGUUCUACAUUGUUUCUUCCUGUAGUUGUACCCUGGACCACAUAUCAGAUGCCCAAUCAGCCCUGAAGUCCCCCAUCUCAGUGACCAGCCCUCGCAGGACCUCAGUGGACAGCCUGGACUCCUUCAGCCGCCACUUCGAGAGGAUCAUGGAGUCUCACCGAGCCAAGGGCACCUCUUACAGCAGCCUGGACAGCGUUGACCUCUUGACCUCCAGCUGCCCGCCCGUAUUCACCUUUGACCUACCCACCCUCACCCCUGAGAUCCAGAGCCAGAUUUGUGAGAAUGCGCGUCAUAUCAUCGAGCUGAGUUUUGCCCCCCUGGCCCAUACAGAGCUCCCCAGUGUGUCUGACCCCACCUGCUCUGAGAACACCCUGGACCCCACAGGAGAGGGGCUCAGCAGCACCUCUGAGCAGGAUUAUACUUCAGGAGGGAAGUCCCGGUUGGAGAAAGACUGCUUGCGAACUAAGUCUAAUUUAGACUUGCCUCUCAUC
This is a messenger RNA of Coregonus sp. 'balchen', 5889 nucleotides long. NCBI's taxonomy places the organism in Eukaryota, Metazoa, Chordata, Actinopteri, Salmoniformes, Salmonidae. The record is from the annotation of a GenBank genome assembly.